AAACUUAAUUCUCCACUCGACAUUUGUUAAUCUAUUUGUUGACCCUUAGUGAUCAUAUGACAACACUGCCCAUGUAUCUCAUAUAACCUCGUCGAUUCGUUCCCUAUAGUUAUUUAUGCGACGUUGCCAAACGUCAGAAACGCAUAUAUUCAAAUCAUGCAAUAUGGAGCUGCUAUACAAAUCGGAAGAAUCGGAGUUUUUCAAUUCGAUCUUUUUCCAUUAUUUAUCCGGAAACUUAUGUUUUUCAAUGUCCCAAAAAAAAAUGAAAAGUAUAAUGUACAAAAUCAUUUACUAGUUAUCUCUACGAUAAAAUGUAAUUAAAACAACGAUUUGUUGAAUUGAAGGGGGGAGCAUCCAGUUCUUAUGGGCAUCAUUUAUCGCGUAAAACAAAGCUUUUAGUCUAUUCUAAAAACUAUAACUCUAAAAAGAGUUAUUCUGAAAGAAAUAUAUCGCUAAAAUAACUUGGAUAUCUUAAGCUCCUAACGAUUUUUCUAAAUUUUCGAUAAAUAUACUGCCAUCUUAGAAAAGUUCGCAUCAUAUUUUGUAAUUGUUUUAAAAAUGCAUAACAAAUUAUCAGGACACUUGCAAACCAUAUGAAUUAUAUUAAUAAUUAAUUUAUUCCAUCAAAAUAUCAAUUUGAUUUUUUAUUGUGAUGAAUUCUUUCACUCAUUCUGACAUCUGCCGCAAAUUCUCUUGAAACUUAUUCUACUUCGAUCUCCGUAAUAGUGGAAAUUUAACCUAUACAUGUGAUGACCUUGUUAACACAAAUGCGGAAAGCAAAACACCACGAGGUUCACAUAACAAAAAUAUAACCUACGUAUUGAGCAAUCACUUCAAUUUUGUCACCUGUGGAAUCUUCUUAUUAAAAAAAAAUGGUGAGGAAAUUGAAACAUCAUGAACAGAAACUACUAAAAAAGGUGGAUUUCAUAUCUUGGGAGGCAGAUAAUAACUUGCAUGAGGUGAAGAUUCUCCAGAAAUAUAGGAUACAGAAACGAGAGGACUAUACAAAAUAUAACAAAUUGGCACGUGAAAUUCGUGAAUUGGGUCUCAAGAUUAAAGAUGUGGAUCCAAACCACCCAUUCAGAAUUGAAAACAGUGCGGCUCUGCUGGAGAAAUUAUAUAUGAUGGGAUUAAUAGCAACUAAAUGGGAUUUAUCACAAUGUCAGAAGGUGACCGCUAGUAGCUUUUGUAGGAGACGACUGCCAGUGGUUAUGGUCAGGAACAAGAUGAGUCCAAGUAUAAAGAUGGCAACACAGUUUAUCGAGCAGGGACACGUACGAGUAGGCACUGAAGUUGUCAAAGACCCAGCUUUUUUAGUUACCAGGAAUUUGGAGGACUUCGUGACAUGGACGGAUUCGUCGUCGAUCAGAAAACACGUUUUGGAAUAUAAUAACAUUAAAGAUGAUUUCGAUUUGUGAAUAUCCAUCCCCGAUUUUUUCAUCUUGGACAUGUGUUGCUCCUGUAUCAACUGGACUUCUCUACAAUUUAUUUUUAUGCAGAAUCAUUUGAUUAAAUGAUUUGAUAUUUUUUGCUUUCGACUGGAAGCAUUGAUUUAUAUCAGCAUUUUACCUGAGGGGGAAUCCUAGCAAGCAGCACUUUGAAAUCACAAUCUUUUCAUUAAGUUCUGCUGCAUUGGUUCUAUAUACAGGAUGUCUCAUGCAAAGCCAUGAGUUUGCUCGCGAUUAGUGAACUUUUCGUCUUUUGUACCAUAAAUUCAAGGAUUAAUUACUGGAUUACAUGACUUAAGAAGGCUG
Molecule: messenger RNA, 1754 nt
Organism: Fopius arisanus
Lineage: Eukaryota; Metazoa; Arthropoda; Insecta; Hymenoptera; Braconidae
Product: U3 small nucleolar ribonucleoprotein protein IMP3
Exons: 4
Coding region: 873-1418 (181 amino acids)
Biological process (GO): ribosomal small subunit biogenesis; rRNA processing
Cellular component (GO): small-subunit processome; Mpp10 complex; small ribosomal subunit
Molecular function (GO): structural constituent of ribosome; snoRNA binding; rRNA binding
Source: RefSeq, a predicted model, not a curated record